CACCCUCAUCAUUUUCUUGAAAAUAAAGAAUAAAACCUUCAUCUUGAGUACUCUUGAAACAAGCUGCUCAUUUCAAUGGAAGAUCAAAGGCAAAUCGUACUGAUCACCGGCUGUUCUCAGGGCGGAAUCGGCCAUGCGUUGGCUCGUGAAUUUGCCUCAAAAGGAUGCCUGGUUGUGGCCACCAGUAGGUCAAAGAAAACCAUGCAAGAUCUUGAACAAGAUCCCUCGAGAUUUUAUGUCCUGGAACUUGACGUUGUUUCGGAAGAAAGUGUGAAGAAUGUUGUGGAAAAUGUUAUUGGAAAAUUUGGAAGAAUUGAUAUUCUGGUUAACAAUGCUGGAGUUCAAUGUGUUGGCCCUCUCGCUGAAGUUCCAUUAUCCUCCGUGCAGAAUACUUUCAACACCAAUGUUUUUGGUCCCUUGAGGAUGAUACAAGCUGUUGUGCCUCAUAUGGCAGCCAGGAGAAAAGGAAAGAUUAUAAAUAUGGGAAGUAUUGGGACUGCAUUCCCUGCUCCUUGGGCUGCUACUUACACUGCAACCAAAUCUACCAUUCACUCAUUAACUGAUACCUUAAGAUUGGAACUGAGUCAUUUUGGGAUUCAUGUCACCCUCGUUGUCCCCGGGGCGAUUAAGUCAAACAUAGCAAACUCUGCCGUCGCCAGCUACCGAGGCAUGCCGGAAUGGAAACUAUACAAGCCAUUUGAAGACAUUAUUAAGGAGAGAGCAUAUCUUUCACAAACACCAAAUUCAACCCCGGCUGAAGUGUUUGCAAGGGACACUGUGGCUGUUCUGUUGAAGGAAAAGCCCCCAGCUUGGUUCACCACAGGCCAAUUCUCCACCAUCAUGGCAAUUAUGUACCACAUGCCCAAUUUUAUUAAAGAUUUUGUUGCAAGGAGAACAAUGAAAUGUUGAUGAGAGUCUAUAAAAGUGUGAGACAUUUGGGCUUCAAAUUGAAGCUUCAGGUUCUUUCAAAACCUCAAGUCAACAUACUAUGGUUUUUAUCUA
This is a messenger RNA of Pistacia vera, 1002 nucleotides long. Its product is annotated as short-chain dehydrogenase RED1-like. Lineage: Eukaryota; Viridiplantae; Streptophyta; Magnoliopsida; Sapindales; Anacardiaceae. Gene Ontology annotation, cellular component: endoplasmic reticulum. The transcript has 3 exons. Bases 76 to 909 code for a protein of 277 amino acids. The record is from RefSeq and is a predicted model, not a curated record.